AGCACCUCCGUCUUUUCGUUACAACUCAGACUGGCCAUCCACCUCAGAAAACAACAGUUCCUGCCACAAUCCAACAAAGGCGCUCAAAAGUAGCGAACUUUUCUAUUAUUUAUCCUUCGAUCAAUACCUUCUCUCGGGAAUUCGAAGCCUUCUAGCUCCUUUCCAUUUUGCUGAUUUUUGCUCUAUCUCCAAUUUCGUUGCUCUCCCACUCCUCGCUUCUGGAUUUCUUCGAGUUGUUAGUGGAGGUCUUGUUCUCGCACAGUACUGGUGGCGGUUGGUAGUGUAGUGAGGUGAACUUUAAUGGCUGUGGUGCUGCUUCUUUUCCUAAUAGCAGUUGGUGUUGCUGCUGAUGAAGAUGCUUUUAUUGGAGUCAACAUUGGUACAGAUGUUUCUGACAUGCCGAGUCCAACACAGAUUGUGGCACUGCUUAAGGCUCAGAAUAUCCAACACGUCAGACUCUAUGAUGCUGACCAGGCCAUGCUUCUUGCACUUGCCAAAACAGGAAUCCGGGUAACUGUGUCUGUUCCAAAUGAACAGAUCCUUGCCAUUGGUCAGUCCAAUGCUACUGCAGCAAACUGGGUUUCUCGCAAUGUCGUAGCUCAUGUUCCCACCACCAACAUUACCUCCAUAGCUGUUGGAUCUGAAGUACUGACUACCCUCCCAAAUGCAGGUCCAGUCCUAGUCUCUGCCCUAACAUUCAUUCACUCUGCACUAGUCGCUGCUAAUUUGGAUAAGCAAAUUAAAGUCUCCACUCCACACUCUUCUUCCAUCAUCCUUGACUCCUUCCCACCUUCCCAAGCAUUUUUUAAUCGCACAUGGGAUCCAGUCAUGGUUCCUUUGCUUAAAUUUUUGCAAUCAACUGGUUCACUUCUCAUGCUCAACGUAUAUCCAUAUUAUGAUUACAUUCAAGCUAAUGGUGUAAUCCCAUUGGAUUAUGCAUUAUUUCGUCCCCUACCUCCGAAUAAGGAAGCUGUUGAUGCCAACACUCUCCUGCAUUACACAAAUGUCUUUGAUGCUGUUGUUGAUGCUGCUUAUUUUGCAAUGUCAUAUUUGAACUUCACCAAUAUCCCUAUUCUGGUGACUGAGUCAGGAUGGCCCUCCAAAGGUGGCUCAUCUGUGUCAGAUGCAACGCUUGAUAAUGCAAACACUUAUAAUAGCAACUUGAUCAGGCAUGUCCUUAACAAGACGGGGACUCCUAAACAUCCUGGAGUUGCAGUUAGUACUUAUAUCUAUGAGCUUUAUAAUGAAGACUUGAGAGAUGGUCCAGUCUCAGAAAAAAACUGGGGACUUUUUUAUCCUAAUGGAGAACCAGUUUAUGUCUUACAUUUAACUGGCGCUGGUACUGUGUUGGCAAAUGAUACAACAAAUCAGACUUUUUGUGUUGCGAGGAGUAACGCAGACGCUCAGAUGCUACAGGCUGGACUUGAUUGGGCUUGUGGACCCGGGAAAGUGGAUUGUUCAGCUUUGCUGCAAGGCCAACCAUGUUAUGAACCAAAUAAUGUAAUUUCACAUGCUACAUAUGCUUUCAAUGCAUAUUAUCAGACGAUGGACAAAUCUCCUGGCAGUUGUGAUUUCAAAGGUGUUGCCGUUGUCACCACCACAGAUCCGAGUCAUGGUUCUUGUAUCUUUCCUGGAAGUGGUGGUAAAAACAGAACCAGCUCGAACGGCACAUCACUGGCACCAUCCUCCAAUUCUACAUCAGGCUGCUUUUCUAAAUACUAUUACAAUGGUGAAUCCUUCACAAGCUCUGUGAUCAUAGGUAUUUUACUAUGGAGUGCAAUUGUCAUCUAAACUAGCCACAUUUGCUCUCUGCAAUUAGCAUUGGGAUCAGAUUUAUGGAGGCACGAUCUUCAACUGCCUUUAUGAAGGUUGCUGCAAAACGCAAUUUUGUUUUCCUCUUCUUGUGGAUUUAAAGGGAGAUAGGCUUCAUCAACAUGUAUAUUUCAUUUGUAAUGUAUGUCUUCCGUUUGAUAUUAUGUACAAACAAACGGUAGAAAUUUGACCCCAUUUAUGAAAGUACCAAGCCAGUUGGAAGCUGUACUAUUUAUGGCUCCAUAUAAAUAGUGCGGCUUCCACUAACAUUUUAUACAAGUAUUGAUGACAUGAAUAUUGGCUAGCUUUUAUAUCAGUGAUUUAUAUUCUUUGA
Molecule: messenger RNA, 2146 nt
Organism: Prosopis cineraria
Lineage: Eukaryota; Viridiplantae; Streptophyta; Magnoliopsida; Fabales; Fabaceae
Product: glucan endo-1,3-beta-glucosidase 3-like
Exons: 4
Coding region: 301-1791 (496 amino acids)
Biological process (GO): carbohydrate metabolic process
Cellular component (GO): plasma membrane
Molecular function (GO): hydrolase activity, hydrolyzing O-glycosyl compounds
Source: RefSeq, a predicted model, not a curated record